This is a messenger RNA of Dendronephthya gigantea, 2623 nucleotides long. RefSeq names its product tRNA (guanine(26)-N(2))-dimethyltransferase-like. The transcript has 8 exons. Lineage: Eukaryota; Metazoa; Cnidaria; Anthozoa; Malacalcyonacea; Nephtheidae. The coding region runs from base 92 to 1801 and encodes 569 amino acids. Gene Ontology annotation, biological process: tRNA N2-guanine methylation. The record is from RefSeq and is a predicted model, not a curated record. Gene Ontology annotation, molecular function: metal ion binding; RNA binding. Gene Ontology annotation, cellular component: nucleus.
GAUGCCUGCGGAGGAGGCUAAAUUUGACCUAAUCUAGGUAAAAUUGUUCGUGUUUUUCGUACGUUUUGAUAAUCUAUCAAUAGAAUUUGCAAUGGAUGAAGCAACCGAGGCUUCUAAAUGUAAGGAGGUCCAUGAAGGAAAGGCGAAAAUAACGUUUACUAAUCCUAACGAGGUGUUUUAUAACCCUGUCCAAGUAUUCAACAGGGACUUGAGCGUUGCUUGCAUACAGGUUUACACCGAGGAACUUUUCCCGUUAACUGUCAAGUUCAAGAAGAAAAAACGCAAGGAGUGUAUUGAGAAGGAUGUAGCUGGUGAACAGGCUAGUACUGGAAGCAAUACAGACCCUGGUAUAGUCCUGUUUGAAGGGCUAGCAGCAUCUGGAUUGCGUUCAAUCAGAUACGCUUUAGAAGUUCCUGGAGUUGAAGAGAUUGUUGCAAGUGAUAUAAGUUCCGAAGCCUUUCAGCUGAUGUCAAAAAAUGUAAUAGACAAUCAAGUGUCUCACAUUGUCAAACCUUUGCAAAUGGAUGCUAGUUUGGUGAUGUACCAGAAGAGACAUCCAGUUCAAUGCAGGUUUGAUGUGAUUGAUCUUGACCCCUAUGGUUCACCUGCAGAGUUUCUGGAUGGUGCCGUUCAAUCUAUCAGCGAUGGUGGUAUGUUGGCUGUAACCUGUACCGACAUGGCAGUGCUCUGUGGUAACCACAGCGAGGCAUGCUAUGCAAAAUAUGGUAGCAUGUCAUUGAAAGGGAAAUUUUGCCAUGAAAUGGCAUUGAGGAUUCUUCUAUCUUGUAUCGACUCUCACGCGAACCACUACAAGCGUUAUAUUGUUCCCUUAGUUUCUGUUAGCGCAGAUUUCUAUAUCCGCGUCUUUUUGCAAGUGUUCACAAGCGCUGCUGAGGUGAAGAGAUCUGCAAGCAAGAAAUCCUUAGUCUACCAUUGUUUGGGCUGCGGAAGCUGUUUCUUUCAACCAGUUGGGAAGCGUAUAGAACAGGGAAAUUCGAAGAAGUAUCCCCCUGGUACCGGGCCUCCGGUAGGGCAGACCUGCCCGGAGUGUGGACGAAAGUUUCAUCUUGGAGGCCCGAUAUGGUCCGAACCUAUUCACAACUUAGAUUUCGUGAAUAAGGUCUUGAAUAAAGUGAAGAAGAGCCAUGAGAACUAUAAAACAUCAGAAAGAAUAAUCGGUAUGCUCACCCUCAUUUCAGAAGAGCUUCCUCAUUCACCCUUAUAUCAUACCCUCGAUCAACUCAGUUCUGUCGUUCAUUGUACCACACCAUCCAUGAUUCAAUUGCGGUCAGCUAUAAUGAGAUGCGGCUAUGAAGUCUCGGGAUCGCACGCCGCGAAGUCGGCUGUGAAGACGAACGCACCUAAUAAUGUCAUCUGGGAUAUAAUGAGAGAAUGGGUAAAGAGACAUCCCUUAAAGAAGGAACAUGAAAAUUCUCCGGGUCAUGCAAUAUUGAGUAAACCACCGCAGACAGAAGUGAGCUUUGAGUUUCAACCCGGCGCCAAUCCCACUUCAAGACAACUCAAAAUGACGCGAUUUCCUGAAAAUCCUGAGCCAGAAUGGGGACCAAAGGCAAGAGCUCGCAAAUGUGUCGAUGAUUCCGACGAGCUUGCGGAUAAACGCAAGAGAAAUCAAGGCAAGCGAAAAACACCGUCCUACAACGAAGAAAGAUUAAAGAAUUUUGAAUGCAAAAGGUUCAAAAAAGGUUUGUGUUCGUUGGGUGAUGCAUGUAAAUAUUCCCAUCCUUCAGAGGAAGUCAGCUUAGAGACAGAAGAGAACAAAAAUUAUGAUGAAAUAUCAUGACAGUCUAGUAGAUGAAAGUACAUGUUCGUGUCGGAGUGAAAACGUUGCGUGAAAUGUCACUUUGCGUCUAAAAAAUCGCAUUCAAACAUGGCAGAUCAUGUGUCCUCAAAGUCCCGUAGACAAAUUGUAUUAACCUUGCUAAGAAAUAGGUUUCUGAAGACGGUUAUUUCUUUCUGAGGCAGUGAAAACGCUACAUCAGUUCCUUAACAAUAAGAUAUUUAUUGAACAAUUUUAAACAAUUCGUAUAUAAUUAUAGUAAAUAAUCAGAGUUCAUAUAAACAAAUAGAAUGUAUAUUGAACAGAAAACUAAUUUACAUCGAGACAAACAAUCCAGUACAGUAUUUAUAUACUGAAAGUCAUUUGUUUUUGCAACGCAUAAUUUAAAACUUGUCAAAGUUUGAAGUAUUGAUUUCAGCGUGCUGAUUUUCAAAGCCGGUUCAUUAUUCUCUUAGCAUGUCCACGAGUAAAAAACAAGAUUAAAAAGCUUUGAAUAAUUCAAAGCCACAAUAGACAAGUUCAUGUGAAUUUUCGUUGAAAAAACAGUUCACAGUUUAAAGACAACGUUUUAGCAAAUACGAUUCUCCUUAGCAAGAUCAAUGCAAGAUCAACUGAUGUGUAAAAUGAAAGAAGUGUUUAGAUAACAAGGGAGUUUUUAUCUAGAAAAUUCGCAAAGUUUUGCUAAGUACUGUAAAGUUGUCUUUAAACUGCUAUUGACUAUAUUGUUACAUGAAGUACUUCUGUAUAAUUCUACAUACCAAUUUGUAUCUUUCUAUUAAUUUGCUGUUCACUGUUCAGUAAGAAUAGAGACCGUUUUUAGUUUUU